UGUGCACUGUGUAAAUUUUUGUGAUUUUUACACGUGUUUAGGUUUUUUGUAAUUAGUUAGAUUUCAAUUGAUCUCGUCGUUCAUCAUCGUUGAAAAUGUCUCAAUCCAAUAGCUCCCAGGACAAAAGCCAGGCACAAGUGAAUGAAAUGCCUGGAGAAUCAUCUCAACAAAACUCAGAAUCAGACAAACCAGAACUUUCGAUUGGAGAGAUUCUUUGUAGACCUGCAGAAGAAUUUGGCAAUGAUCCUACUAUUGAAAUUGCUUGGAUGUCGACAGCUAUUCGCCACAUGGAAGCCUAUUACAAAUUGAUUACUUCAAUAAAAACUUCCGAUUUAAUUCGAUUGACACAGAAUGAUGACUAUAUUUAUGAAGAGUUUCGAAAACAAUUCCCAGAUUUGAAAGUAGAAUCACUGACAGAAGAAAUGAUCAAAUCGAAUGAAGCCAAAGAACAAUGGCGAGAAUUCUGCAUCAAAAUGAAAGACAAAACUGAAGAUUUUAAUUUCGCCACAUUGAUGCGAUUAAAUUCUCAUUCCGAUUAUAAAGAAGAAAAUACAAUUGUUGUACCACGUGCUCAAUUUUUGGCAAUUGAAGUUGCUCGUAAUCGUGAAGGCCAUAAUACUGAUUUGCCACCAAUCAUUCAAGAGUGAUUCUCGCGUUCUUUUAUUUUAAUUUGUGAAUAAUUUGACUUUUCUCUGUUCUUUUACAUUAACUUUUCAUCACCAUAAUGUUUCAAUUAAUUAAAACUUUUCUUGACCAA
Dermatophagoides farinae (American house dust mite) is the source of this 757-nucleotide messenger RNA. Its product is annotated as protein PBDC1. NCBI's taxonomy places the organism in Eukaryota, Metazoa, Arthropoda, Arachnida, Sarcoptiformes, Pyroglyphidae. Gene Ontology annotation, cellular component: cytoplasm. The record is from RefSeq and is a predicted model, not a curated record.